Molecule: messenger RNA, 4511 nt
Organism: Dromaius novaehollandiae (emu)
Lineage: Eukaryota; Metazoa; Chordata; Aves; Casuariiformes; Dromaiidae
Gene: RASGEF1A
Product: RasGEF domain family member 1A
Exons: 13
Coding region: 387-1814 (475 amino acids)
Biological process (GO): positive regulation of GTPase activity; Ras protein signal transduction
Cellular component (GO): plasma membrane
Molecular function (GO): guanyl-nucleotide exchange factor activity
Source: RefSeq, a predicted model, not a curated record
AAAGAAAGAAAUAGAAUUGUGGCCACAGGGGAAAAUUAUAAGCAAUAGAAGUUAUGUGGUUUAGGCAGCUUCAGGGAGCGCUGAAAGAUUUCAGAAGGUGGAUAGAUUCCUUUCUUAUUAAUGAAGGGGCCCUGACACUAGAUCCACUGAACUCGCACUGAGUGGAAGGCUAUUCAGCUCUCUCCUUUGAUUGAAAGCAAGAGCCUGUUACUUAUGAGCUAUUGGUAGCUUUCCUUUUAAUAAGAAGUUGGGGGAAGGGGGAAGAAAAUGGCUGGAGGAGGGGAAGGAAAAGAUGAGUAGCAAAACACGCUGGUAGCUGAACAUGGGACUUCAAGGGAUUUGCAGGACAGGCCUUUGGGAAAAGGUUAAAAGAUUACAAGGAAACUAUGCCCCAGACGCCAAUAUUUUCCAGCAUGCUUGGUUCCAGUUGUAGUGGACAAGUGCAGCCCGAUAUGGGAGAAAGGUGUGGCGAUCCUGUUUAUCAGGAUGGAAACCUUAUUUCUGGAUCACUGGAGGCCUUGAUAGAGCGCCUAGUGCCCACCAUGGACUAUUAUCCAGAUAGGACUUACAUCUUCACUUUCCUGCUGAGCUCGCGAGUCUUCAUUCACCCACAUGAGCUCCUGGCUAAAGUGGGGCAGAUCUGCAUUAAACAGAAGCAGCAGCUGGAAACAGGGACUGAGGCAGAAAAGGCAAAGCUAAAAUCCUUUGCUGCCAAGAUCAUUCAGCUCCUAAAGGAGUGGACUGAAACUUUCCCCUAUGAUUUCCAAGAUGAAAAAUCUAUGAAAGAGUUGAAGGAGAUUGCUCACAGGAUCACACAAUGUGAUGAGGAAAAUGGAACAGUGAAAAAGAUCAUUAGCCAGAUGACACAGAAUCUCCUGAUGGCCCUCUCUGCACGGAGUCAGUACCAAGAAAUCAGAGAGAAAUUCCGGCAACCUGUUGCUGACAAAGGAACCAUCCUCAAAAAUAAGCCACAGUCAACUCAGAAGGACAUCCUGAGCGUGUGCUGUGACCCACUGGUCUUGGCUCAGCAGCUGACCCAUAUUGAACUGGAAAGAGUGAGCAACAUUUACCCAGAGGACCUGAUGCAGAUUGUCAGCCACAUGGACUCCCUGGAUAAUCACAAGUGCCGAGGCGAUGUUACCAAAACCUACAACUUGGAGGCCUAUGACAAUUGGUUCAAUUGUCUCAGCAUGCUGGUGGCUACAGAAAUUUGUAGGGUUGUGAAGAAAAAGCAGCGUACAAGAAUGGUGGAAUUUUUCAUUGAUGUGGCAAGAGAAUGCUUUAAUAUUGGAAACUUUAACUCGAUGAUGGCUAUUAUCUCUGGCAUGAACUUGAGUCCUGUGGCACGGCUAAAGAAAACUUGGUCCAAGGUCAAAACAGCCAAAUUUGAUGUUUUAGAGCAUCACAUGGAUCCAUCCAGCAACUUUUGUAAUUACCGCACAGCCCUGCAAGGAGCAGCACAACGAUCUCAGACUGCCAACAGCAAUCGAGAGAAAAUUGUUAUCCCAGUUUUCAACCUGUUCAUUAAAGAUAUCUACUUUCUGCACAAAAUACAUACAAACCGCUUGCCCAAUGGACAGAUAAACUUCAAGAAAUUCUGGGAAAUUUCAAGACAGAUUCAUGAUUUCAUGACAUGGAAGCAGGUUGAGUGCCCUUUUGAAAAGGACAAGAAGAUCCAGAGUUAUCUACUCACAGCACCCAUUUACAGUGAAGAAGCUCUGUUUAUUGCAUCCUUUGAAAGUGAAGGUCCAGAAAAUCACAUGGAAAAAGACAGCUGGAAAACACUCAGGACAACUCUGCUUAAUAGAGCCUGAGAUUUUGAGAUCUGAUCCGCUGACUUUGAAGCACACUGAAAGAACAUGUUUUUAAAACCUGAGAGACUUGGGUUGAGCUAAGAAAGACCUCACUGGCUGAGGUCUGUUUUGUAUAUAUAGUACCUUUUAUGAAAAAAAUGUGGUAAAUAUUUCACAUGUCAACCUUAAGGCACUUAGUGAAGGGUUUGGGGUUUUUAUUUUAAUACAAGGGCAGGGCCCUGUUCUCAGAGAUGAAGUGUAUCAUGGGAGGUGGUAUCCCUGGGGAGGUUUUAUUCUAUCAGCAUCCAAAUUUUUAUUUUUAUUACUUCCAAAAAAAAAAAAAAAAAAAAAAAGGAAAAAGAAAAAAAAAAAAGCAUCCCAGCUACAGCUAGCGUUCAGGUUAAAUACUCCAUUGGACCAAUAACCUACAAAACACUCAAUACAUUUCCUUGGCUUUGAAGUGAAGGAUCUCAUUCAAAUCAGUGAGGCUGUUCAUAUGCAUGGUUAAGUGCUUGUACAGUCAAGGCCUUAGACAUCUGCAGUAAGCACGUCCCUCUCCUGCAUCAGAAAAUAGUGCCUUACAAGGUACUGAAAUUGUUUAGUGUACCUUCUAUUACGCUGGACUGGAAGCAAAGAAAAUAAAAAUAUGGAUGUCUUAAAACCAGCUACAAUGUACUUUUUAAAUAAAAUGGAGGGUAUGGCACAUGAAGUAGAGUAUACCUGCCUAUAACAUUGACGGUGCAGCAAACAUAUUUUUGUUACGUGAUUUAAAGAGGUAAGAUAGGGAAACUGCUGGGGAUGUGCGUUUGUGUGCGUGUAUGUGUGCGUACGUGUGUGAAGAUGCACACAUGCCUAAGUUUUAAUACUCCUGGGAACUAUCCUUUAAGUUCUGGCUGUCAGAAUAGUUUGUGUUUUCCUUUUCUAAAAUCAGGGAUUAUUUUAUUUUAUUUUUUAAAAGGGAAGGAUGUCUAAUCUAGAUUAUCUCUGCAAAACAGAUUUGAUGUGUUUUAUUCUCCAAAAAGUUGCUUGCAAAAAAAUCAUGCAUAAGUUAAGGAAAGGGAACUAAACUCAGAUGUCAAAUUUGAAGCUAAGGCUAAGAUUUCCAAAGAAGCUUAAGAAGAGUUGAGUACUCCAUCUCCACUGAAUUGGACCUUUUAAUUCCCUUGAUUCCUUUGAAAAUGCUAGUCUACGCUAACAGACAAUUAAAACAAAGAACAACUUGCAUCAUAAGUGCAUUCUAGUAUUCUAAAAGCCCUGAUUAAAAGUGUGGGCCAAAACAUUGAAAUUACGAGAAAACACCAGAGGAAUUAGCUCAAGCCUUCAAAGCCAUGACAGUAUCAGAAUUCGAGAUGUUCUGUAAGCUUGGCAUCUAAUUUCUUCUUUUAACCUUGAGGUUGUGGCUAAUUUGGCUAUUAUAACAAGCAUAACUGAGAAUCUUAUAUUAAGAUGUAAGCUAUCCAUUUCCAGGAAAAAUUACACAUUUCAGGACUUUCUUUCUCCCUUGAUCUCUGAGUUAGGAAAAAAGACAAUAGGCUCAAAUUAAAAACUAUUUUGUUUAAUGAACUACUACCCAUGAAUAUCCUCUAUCCUUUCCAACAAUUGUUCUCUUAUGGCUUCAGGGCUGGAUAUCUAUAAAGAUAGUGAGCUGAUCCAGACAGUUAUAUCACAGAAUUUUUCUCAAAGCCCUCUAGAGCUUGAAAUGGUUACUGUCUCUCUACUAGAGCCUCACAAAGGACCUCUGUGCAAGCUUCUUUAAAAACUGUCAAUUUUGAGUAGGUGGGUUGCAGCCCUCUUCCAAUACAUCUUAUUCUGCCCUCUGUUGAGGCAGGCGGCAAGACUAGCUGGACCAAGGGUCUGAUUCGUUCCAGUCCGGUAGACUCCUCUCACUGAACGCCUACCACCACAAGCAGUCCCACUGGUUUCACGCAGCAUUUGCAUUCAGCAAGCAGUAAUCGUUUGCUGUGUUAGCCCUGCAGGAGAAUGAAAGUAAAAGAGCCUUCCCCUUUGGCCUGAUUUUUUUUUUCCUUGACAAACACUUGAAAUAAGAACAGUAAGCUGGGGUAAGGAAGAGGAAAUUUAAAAAAAAUCAAUCAACAUUUUGCUAUUCUUAUAGAACUGAAAUCGAAGAGAAACAAACAAAAACACAUUAGAUAAAUGCCAUGAAAAAGGAGAAGGAAUACUAACUGUUAAAAAGAACAGCCCAGAAAAGGAGAGGGGAUAUUUCUUGUGAUCUGCUGCUAUUUCUCCUGUGCUGAAGUAUUGACCUUCAGCCCUGGAUUAGGGUAAGAAUAUUUAUACUGUAUUAUUACAGUGUUUUGCACUUUCAGAGAUGUUCUAGCUAGUAACAUUGUCAGACACUAUAAAAGGGAUUGUAUAUCAGCUUUGUUUAUGUAAUCAAAAUUUAAAAGGGAUGCUUAAAAUUUAAGAAAAAAAUAUAUAUUUGAAAUGCAAUUUUAGAACACUUUCUGUAAAUGUAUAAAAAAGCUUUCACAUGAAUGUGCACUUCACUGGUCAAUCAGUUCUAGUAUAUACUUGAAAUCAAUGCAGUAUCUACAUUGGUUCCUUUUUAUUUUUCUUCCCUCAGUUUGAUACAUUCCUUAAAUCUGUGUUUUGCUAUUCUGAGCUGAAAUGCUAAAUAUAAAGCUGUACCAUAAAGCAGGAUAUUCUGUGUUUGAUUGGAUGUGCUUGCAUUAAUAAAAAAAAGUUGCUUCAACCAGG